AAAGUGUUUAAGAAAAUAUGCUAAUCUGGGGGGGAAAAAAGCUUGUGGAAUGUAACACUACCCUUGUUUUAAUUUAUUAAUUUGGUGGAACUUGAGUUUCGUUUUUCCUCCUUUGAGGAGUCUGACGUCGAUUUUGAUUGCGCCCAUAUUUCUGAUUUACGGUUUGUGGGUCGUUUCAAUACAUUUACCGGAAAAUCGGGAAUACGGGCGCUCCAAACUUUUGUUUACCAGGUGCGGUGUUAUUGACCGCGGCUGGAUUUAUAAUUUUGUUUUUCAUCCUCUUAGCAGAAAGGGAUUUUACUUUAAUGACGAAUUAGGUUUUUGACAAAGCUGAGAAGGUGUAUCGUCAGGUUUGACUUGAACCCAAAAGGCUUCGUGUCUCCUCGUCAUGUCGGAGUUGAACGAGAGUGAGCUUUCUCUGCUCAGUCUGGAGGACGAGCUGACCUGCAGCAUCUGUCUGUCCACUUUUGACUGUCCAGUGACCAUUCCCUGUGGACACAACUUCUGCCAAGACUGUCUUCUGUCCACCUGGACAGACACCUACAGCUGUCCUCAGUGCUGCAGCCACUUCCCCACCAAACCUGAGCUGAAGAAGAACAGUGUCCUCGCUACUGUAGUCCAGACCUUCAAGAUGGAACAGACUAGGGGCGAGGACAUCCAGGGAGAAGAGGAUCAAGUUCAGAAAAAAGGCUUCAUACAUUGUGAUACCUGUAUGGAGGCAGAAGCUUCUCAGACCUGCUUCACCUGCAUGGCCUCGUUCUGUGAGGAACACCUGAGACCUCACAGGGAGAACCCGAGAUUUCAUCUCCACCAGCUGAGUGAGUCGGUGAUCGACCUCUCUGAACGCAUCUGUCCCGACCACCACAAGCUGUUUGAGCUCUUCUGCAACCAGCAUGACCGCUUAAUCUGCAGCCUCUGUCUCCAACAAGCCCACAAAGGCUGUGACUUCAUGACGACUGAGGAGCGGAGGAACGUCAAAGAAGCUGAAUUGAGAGACAAAUUAGGUUCGCUGGAUGGGAAGAUUGAGAAGAAUGAGGCGGUUAUUUCUAAGAUAAGUGACAUUCAGAGCAAGCUGAAGGAUGCAGCUGCCAACAAGAAGAGAGCUUUGGUGGGCGAGUAUCAGCUGAUACGGGACAUGUUGGAUCGAGAGCUUUCUGAAGCUCUGAGCGUGGUCGACCUCGAGCUGGCGAGUGGUCAGGCAAAACUUCGGAAUCACACAAAGAAGUUUACUGAGAACGUGGAGAAGAUGAGCAAAGUUAAAGAAGAGCUCAGCAGUCUGCUGACCCAAACUCAAACGCUGGCUUUCUUACAGGCUUCAUUUGACCUGCCCUCAGUUGUGAAGUUUGACCCUUAUGCCCCUCGAAUGCACCUGGACUCUAAGAAGGUCAUAGCAGUGCAGACCUUUGCUGCCAUCCUGAAGGAGCAGCUGACGGAGCUCCUCAAACAGCCGGUUGAAGCUCGACUCCCAACGGUCAACCCAGAUGAAAAUGCUGGUGAGAACGAAGCCGCUGCCUCAUGCACAGAGUGCGCCACCGCCGCCUCGCGAGCCGAGAGUGCCGCCGCCUCGCGAGCCGAGAGUGCCGCCGCCUCGCGAGCCGAGAGUGCCGCCGCCUCGCGAGCCGAGAGUGCCGCCGCCUCGCGAGCCGAGAGUGCUGCCGCCGCCUCGCCAGCCGAGAGUGCUGCCGCCGCCUCGCCAGCCGAGAGUGCUGCCGCCGCCUCACAAGUCCAGAGUGCCACCGCCGCCUCGCGAGCCCAGAGUGCCGCUGUCUUGCGAGCUGAGAGUGCUGCUGCUCAGCUUGAAGCUGAAUUGUUCAAAAUUCGCCACCGUUGGAGUUUUUAUGAACAAACGCCAAAAGUCCAUAAGCAAUCCCAGCAUGCCCCAGGAGAUGCAGCCUACUCCUCCAGGGGUCCCAGAGUUCCUUCAAGCCAAAAGACAUAUCAUCACGGCAGUAAGCCUCACAGCGGGCGAGAAGGUGGUCAGGCCAAAGACAAGCCAAAGGACAAGCCCAAAGACAAUCCAAAGGACAAGCCCAAAGACAAGCCAAAGGACAAGCCAAAGGACAAGCCCAAAGACAAGCCAAAGGACAAGCCCAAAGACAAGCCAAAGGACAAGCCCAAAGACAAGCCAAAGGACAAGCCCAAAGGGAAUCAUGUACAAAAACCCGCUGGCAAGACCAAGAAAACAUAAGUACACUUAUCAGUGUUCAUGCAGCAGCAUGUGUUUGCACGAUUUGCCCUGAUCAUUGGCAUUUGUUGGGUUUAGAAAUUUCAGAGUAUUUGUUUGUUUGUGAUGAAAAUGUGUUGCCGAUAAACGAAAGCCAAAUGAC
This is a messenger RNA of Thalassophryne amazonica, 2327 nucleotides long. Its product is annotated as E3 ubiquitin/ISG15 ligase TRIM25-like. Gene Ontology annotation, molecular function: zinc ion binding. The coding region runs from base 389 to 2188 and encodes 599 amino acids. The transcript has 8 exons. The record is from RefSeq and is a predicted model, not a curated record. Lineage: Eukaryota; Metazoa; Chordata; Actinopteri; Batrachoidiformes; Batrachoididae.